Molecule: messenger RNA, 2456 nt
Organism: Annulohypoxylon maeteangense
Lineage: Eukaryota; Fungi; Ascomycota; Sordariomycetes; Xylariales; Hypoxylaceae
Product: natural resistance-associated macrophage protein
Exons: 4
Coding region: 188-1972 (594 amino acids)
Biological process (GO): iron ion transport; intracellular manganese ion homeostasis
Cellular component (GO): membrane
Molecular function (GO): manganese ion transmembrane transporter activity; cadmium ion transmembrane transporter activity
Source: RefSeq, a predicted model, not a curated record
CCACACGCCCGUGGCGAUUCCAUAUAUCGAUAUUUCUUAUUUAACUUGGGGAGAAAGACUUUUCUUUCUGCUUUAUUCCUACUAAAUAUCAGAGAAUCAUUUCCUAGAAAAGGUCAGGAGUGAGGAAAACAUACGAUAAAUUCUCGUGGCCCGUUUUUUUUUCUAGUUCCUAGGACCCGGUUCGACUAUGAACCGAACGUCGAGGACGGGCGAGCCGUAUGGGAGUGAUGGGCUCAACCAAAGUCCGGACUACCUCCCAAACGACCUCAUUACGAAUCAAGACCUCAAUGACAUCUCCGACUCCAGAGAAAAGAGAAGUCCUUCCACUAGGAGUAUAGACAACUCAGGAGAUUCCGCAGCUGAGGAUGGGGACCCGGAUGGCAAAAACCUUGGAGCAUCACGUGUAACUAUUACUACCAAAGAAGCUCCCCAGGUGAGCAGCGACGACAGCAGCUCGAUCAGAUCUCCCAAGAGAUCUCCUUGGGGUCGUAUAACGCAUACUAUUAUUACCUUCGGGAAGUUUGUCGGCCCUGGUUUUCUCGUCGCCGUUGCAUACAUUGAUCCUGGCAACUAUUCUACUGACAUAAGUGCUGGUGCUGAAAAUCAGUUUCGGUUAUUGUUUAUUAUUCUCAUGAGCAACCUGUUUGCUAUCUUCCUUCAAUGUCUCUCUAUCAAGCUGGGAACCGUCACUGGAAUGAACUUGGCUGAGGCAUGUCGCGCAUUUUUACCGCGAUGGAUCAAUUACUUCUUAUAUUUCUUGGCUGAAGCAGCCAUUAUCGCAACCGAUAUCGCUGAGGUCAUCGGUACUGCCAUUGGAUUAAAUCUACUCAUACCCAAACUGCCUCUUGUUGCUGGUUGCGCUAUAUCAAUCUUAGAUGUAAUGAUUAUUCUGAUUUUUUAUAAACCCAACGGUUCGGUCGGCGGUCUUCGCAUUUUCGAGUGGGGCGUUAUGCUGCUUGUGUUUGCAGUCGUUAUUUGCUUCUGCAUUCAGCUGUCACUCAUACAAGGCAGCACUGCCGGCGAAGUCUUGAUAGGCUACGUACCAAAUGAUUCUAUAACUAAGUCUGGAGGUCUGUUUCAAGCAUGUGGUAUCUUAGGUGCUACGGUAAUGCCGCAUUCUCUAUACCUGGGCUCCGGUAUAGUACAGACCCGCCUCAUGGACUAUGACAACAAACGCGGUCUCCUCCCGCCUCGGCCCGCAUCCAGCAGCAAUAACAGCAACGACUCCGGAAUAACGGAAGCAAAGACAUACUAUAUUCCCAGCCUAAAAGCGAUUAAACAUUCUUUGAAAUACUCAUAUGCCGAGGUCGCCAUCUCGCUAUUUACCUUCGCGCUGUUCGUCAACAGCGCGAUCCUCAUCGUCGCCGGCGCCAGUCUCUUCAACAACCCAGACGCCCUCGAGGCCGACAUCUUUGGCAUCCACGACUUGCUCUCGCAGAGCAUCAGCCCUGCAGCCGGCACCAUCUUUGCACUCGCGCUCCUAUUCUCGGGUGUAUCCGCGGGUAUCGUGUGCACGAUAUCUGGACAGAUGAUCUGCGAGGGUGCGCUGCACUGGCGCAUGAAGCCAUGGCUGCGCCGCCUCGUCACCCGUUCUAUUUCCAUCACCCCUAGCAUCAUCAUCGCCGGCGCUACCGGCCGCGAAAAGCUUAAUGAUGCGCUGAACGGCAGCCAGGUCGCUCUCAGCGUCGUGUUGCCUUUCGUCACGGCCCCCUUGAUCUGGUUCACGUGCUUUAACAAGUACAUGACAGUGCAGACGGGCAAUGCGAGAUAUAAGACCGAGGGCAAGGACUCAUUCACGAUUAAUGGUGUGUCGUUGAGUAAAGAUACUAGCGGUCGGGAGCUCGCAACGCCGGAAGGUAAACUCGUUCAAAUGGCGAAUCCGUGGUACGUUUCUGUGCUUGCGGGUAUUAUUUGGGUCAUUUUGGUCGUUAUGAACGUCGCGAACUUGGUGUUACUCGGUCUUGGAAAUUAAAUGAUGGUCAUAUCGUUGACCUGAUACCCGCGCCGUGGACUGCAUAUCAAUCUGUAGUCCGAAUCAGCGGGUUGCUCCAAGCCAUGUAACACAUUUCUGGGCUGCAAUAUCCCCAGUCCUGUGGCAGCGUCUGGUUUUUUUCCGGAUUCCCUUUUCUCACACCAUUUUUGGAACUCAUGAGCAAUUACGAAUACCCUUUUUCAUUUUGCUAUUUCCAUUUUAGACCGAGACCUCUUAGAAGCACCGUCAUUACCGUUUUACGCAAGACCGACAUGACAGGAUUACAGCAUAUUUAGGAUUGCAUCUAGCGACACAAAAUCAUUGGAGUUGUAGAUGCCAUGGAUAACAUGGGCAACAUGGGCAAGGAAAGUGGAAGGUACUAGGUACCUACCUAGUAGUAUGUACUGUACCUCAGUGGAGUGUGCAUAUAUACCCAGUACAGCGUAUAUACUAUGUAUAAACAAAUACACAUCAAUUCAAAGAA